UGUGAAAAAUUUGGGGAAAGGGGACGACAUCCGAAGAGAGGGAAAAUAGACAGACGGAAAUAAGACCAAGCAGUGACUCUAGAGAGAGAGAGAGUGUGUGUAGAGUGAUAGGGAAGUAGAGAAAGAUCGAUUAUCAUCAUCAUCUCUGAAACUCAAACACAAAAUCAACCAACCAACGCAAAGAAGAUGUGGAGAAAUAGGAAGAGAAAGGAUGAGGGUGAUUUCAUCGACGACGGAGACGUCAAAGCCAGAAAAAACCCUAAAAAAGCUUCUGCCGCUGAUGAUUCUGACAGCAUCGUGAUUUGUGAGAUCUCAAGGAACAGGAGGGUUUCUGUCAGGAAUUGGCAGGGGAAAGUUGUGGUGGACAUUCGUGAGUUUUAUGUGAAAGAUGGUCAGGAAUUUCCUGGCAAAAAAGGUAUCUCCUUAUCCAUGGAUCAGUGGAACAUACUCCGGGAUCACGUGGAAGAAAUUGACAAGGCAGUGGCAGGGGAUUCAUAGUGGCUGGAGCAGUGCAAGGGAGUAGCAGCAGCAGUUUAACGUCAUUUCCAUUUUGUAACUUUGUAAAUGAUGCUAGUCGGAAAACAACUACCUGCUGGAGAUAAAACAAUUGCUAUUAGUAGUUACUAUUCAGUCCUGCUGCAGGGGUUUCACUAACUAAAACUUGGGAAAGAACCAACCCAGUCUAUUUUCCUUCUGUUUAGUUGUUUCACUAACUAAAACCCCUGCACAACCAACCCAGACUAAUUUACUUUUGUUGGUUGUGUUAGAUGAUAACAGUUGUGCUACUCUUUUUUCAGUUAGAAAGUUAUCCAUUGCCUAUUUUGUUUGACAA
Papaver somniferum (opium poppy) is the source of this 832-nucleotide messenger RNA. Its product is annotated as RNA polymerase II transcriptional coactivator KIWI-like. NCBI's taxonomy places the organism in Eukaryota, Viridiplantae, Streptophyta, Magnoliopsida, Ranunculales, Papaveraceae. Gene Ontology annotation, molecular function: transcription coactivator activity; DNA binding. The transcript has 5 exons. Bases 187 to 498 code for a protein of 103 amino acids. The record is from RefSeq and is a predicted model, not a curated record. Gene Ontology annotation, cellular component: nucleus; transcription regulator complex. Gene Ontology annotation, biological process: positive regulation of transcription initiation by RNA polymerase II.